This is a messenger RNA of Cajanus cajan (pigeon pea), 2083 nucleotides long. Its product is annotated as P-loop containing nucleoside triphosphate hydrolases superfamily protein. Gene Ontology annotation, molecular function: ATP binding; RNA binding; RNA helicase activity. Lineage: Eukaryota; Viridiplantae; Streptophyta; Magnoliopsida; Fabales; Fabaceae. The record is from RefSeq and is a predicted model, not a curated record.
UUCCAUCAUCUUCGUUUAUCUAUCAAUCCAUCUAUCUAUCUACACAGUACACAUAACAUGGACACCAACACACUCUCACUCUCGUCACUUCUUCCUACUUUGGGUCUUCUUUCGUCUCAAAAGCCAACUUGUACUCGUUACAUCCUUCCUUCACAUAAACAUUUUUUCAAACACUUUUCCUCCACUACUCGCACCUUCAAGUUCACUACUCCACAAGCCAUUCUAAACCCCCCUACAGCGGUCACCACUCCCACUCUCACACAAAUAUGCCAACCGCAUGUUCCUCAGCAUAUAUUACAAAGGAUGGAAGAGAUUGGAUAUGUAAUGCCCACCGAUAUCCAAAGGGAAGCAUUGCCUUACCUUUUUUCAGGGCGUGACUGCAUACUUCAUGCUCAGACAGGUUCUGGGAAGACACUCACGUACCUGCUUUUGAUCCAUUCCAUCAUCAAUGCUGAAAAAUCCUCUGUGCAAGCCUUAGUUGUGGUGCCCACCCGUGAACUUGGCAUGCAAGUCACUAAAGUUGCUAGGACAUUGGCUGCAAGGCCAACUGGAGUCGAUGGGGAGCACAAGUCAUGUUCCAUCAUGGCUCUGCUAGACGGAGGAACACUGAAAAGACACAAGAGUUGGUUAAAGGCAGAGCCUCCAGCAAUAGUGGUUGCAACAGUUGGGAGUUUAUGCCAAAUGCUUGAAAGACAUAUUUUUUCACUUGAAACUGUACGGGUGCUGAUUGUUGAUGAGGUUGACUGCAUUUUCAAUUCUUCAAAGCAAGUGAGUUCUCUUCGAAAGAUUUUGACAUCAUAUUCUUCUUGCAAUAACCGUCAGACAGUUUUUGCCAGUGCAUCUAUACCACAGCACAACCGAUUUAUUCAUGACUCUAUGCAGCAGAAAUGGACAAAAAGAGAUGUGGUCCAUAUUCAUGUCAGUGCUGUGGAGCCCAUGCCAUCACGCCUAUAUCAUAGAUUUAUAAUAUGUGAUACCAAAAGAAAAUUACAAACCCUGUUAUCCUUGAUACAAUCUGAUGCACCUGAGUCUGGCAUCAUAUUUGUUGCUGAGCAGUCUGAGAAGUCAAAAAAGGCUGGAAAUGCUCCAUCAACAUCCCUUCUGAUUGACUUUUUGAAGACAUCAUACCAAGGUGAUUUAGAUAUCCUCCUCCUUGAAGACAAAAUGAAUUUCAAUUCACGAGCAGCUUCACUGUUGGAGGUUAGAAAGGGAGGUGGCUAUCUUCUUGUAGCGACAGAUAUAGCUGCUAGGGGAGUUGACCUUCCAGAAAUGUCUCACAUUUACAACUUUGAUCUGCCAAGGACUGCUAUAGAUUAUCUUCAUCGAGCAGGGCGAACUUGUAGAAAACCCUUUUCUGACAUCAAUUGUACUGUUACCAGCAUUAUAGUUUCGGAUGAGCGAUUUGUCCUGCAGAGAUAUGAAAAUGAGUUGAUGUUUAACUGUGAAGAGCUUGUUCCAUAAACCCUGGCUAAACUCUUUGAAAUAUUUUAAAAUAUCAUAUGGGCACUGAUAUAAUGUUAAAAUAUCAACAAGUUUCUAUAGAAAAACACAAAUUCUGGACUAUACCAAGAUGGAAUGGGUGCGUGAGAUUUUGAAGGGAAAGACAAGGGAGGAUAAAAUUUUUAUUUUUAAAUUAAGUUAUAUUAUGUAUGAAAAAAAAAACUAGGACAUAAAUGCUUUGGAAUGUGAUUUACGGAAGAAGGAUUUUGCUUAGACCGAAAAGAAUGGGAAAACAAAAUCUUCCCUUGGUUGUUUGUCGUUUACAGCAAUGGAAGAAAUCGUUGGAAUGGGACUCGCUUCUAUUUUCCUGCGAUGGUAGCACUCGAACAAGAGACCACUUCGUCAUUCUCUGGUAACUGCUAUGUCCUUCAGUUCUUGUCUCUUCUUUCACCAAUAUCCCAUAUGUUUUGUAUAUUGUUGGCCAUUAUGGAGGAAAGUUGUAAUUAAGGACAAACUUAUCAUUUAAACAAAAAAAAAGCUCUCUUUUUCCCUUUUUACUCAUCCAAAUUAUAGGAGGGAAACUUCAUCCUUUUUUCCCUUUUAAUUUCUACUAAGAACAAAAAAUUCUAUUUUUUUUCUUUAU